Protobothrops mucrosquamatus (brown spotted pit viper) is the source of this 1666-nucleotide messenger RNA. RefSeq names its product zinc finger protein 850-like. The annotation marks the transcript as partial. Gene Ontology annotation, molecular function: DNA-binding transcription factor activity, RNA polymerase II-specific; RNA polymerase II cis-regulatory region sequence-specific DNA binding. The record is from RefSeq and is a predicted model, not a curated record. NCBI's taxonomy places the organism in Eukaryota, Metazoa, Chordata, Lepidosauria, Squamata, Viperidae. The transcript has 8 exons. Gene Ontology annotation, biological process: regulation of DNA-templated transcription.
AGAAUCCAGGAGGGAGGAGAGAAAUAUGAGUGCGCAGAAUGUGGAAGAUCCUUCAAAAGAAAUAGAAAUCUUGAAAGGCAUCUAACAAUCCACACAGGAGAAGAACCGCAUAAAUGCCUGGAGUGUGGAAAGAGCUUCAGUCAGAGCAGCAACCUUUAUAGACAUCGAAGGAUCCACACAGGAGAAAAACCGUAUAAAUGCCCAGAAUGCGGAAAGGGCUUCAGUCAGAGGAGCCACCUUUAUUGUGGAAAGAGCUUUAGUGAUAGGAGCACUUUUUAUGUUCAUCAAAGGAUCCACUCAGGAGAGAAACCAUUUAAAUGCCUGGAGUGUGGAAAGAGUUUCACUAGUAGAGGAACUUUAGAUGGACAUCAAAGGAUCCACACUGGAGAAAAACCAUUUAAAUGCCUGGAGUGUGGAAAGAGCUUUACUGAGGGUGGACAUCUUCGUAGACAUCAAAGGAUCCACACUGGAGAAAAACCAUUUAAAUGCCCAGAGUGUGGAAAGAGCUUCAGUCAGAGGAGCAGCCUUUAUAAACAUCAAAGAAUCCAUUUGGGAGAAAAACCGUAUGAAUGCCUGGAAUGCGGAAAGAGCUUUACUAAUGGUGGAAACCUCCGUAAUCAUCAAAUGAUCCACACUGGAGAGAAACCUUAUGAAUGCUUUGAGUGUGGAAAGAGCUUUAGUAAUAGGAGCACCUUUAAUGUUCAUCAAAGAAUCCACUCAGGAGAGAAACCAUUUAAAUGCCUGGAGUGUGGAAAGCGCUUCAGUUGGAAGGGAAACCUUUAUGUACAUCAAAGAAUCCAUUCAGGAGAAAAACCGCAUAAAUGCCUGGAGUGUGGAAAAAGUUUCACUAGUAGAGGAAGUUUAGAUGGACAUCAAAGAAUCCACACUGGAGAGAAACCAUAUGAAUGCCUGGAGUGUGGAAAGAGCUUUACUGUGGGUGGACAUCUUCAUAGACAUAAAAUGAUUCACACAGGAGAAAAACCGUUUAAAUGCCCAGAGUGCGGAAAAAGCUUCAGUCAGAGGAGCAGAGAAAAACCGUAUGAAUGCCUGGAAUGCGGAAAGAGCUUUACUAAUGGUGGAAACCUCCAGAAACAGCAUAAAUGCCUGGAAUGUGGAAAGAGGUUUAUUGAUGGUGGAAACAUUUGUAAACAUCAAAGGAUUCAUUCAGGGGAAAAAACAUAUAAAAGUCUACAUAGUGAACAGAGCUCCAGAUCCAUUCGGGAGAAAUCAUAUAAAUGCCUCCUGUGUGGAAAGAGCUUUACUGAAAGUGGAAGUCUCCAUAAACAUCAAAGAAUUCACACAGGAGAAAAACCAUAUGUCUGGAGUUUGGAAGGUGUGAACACUUACCCUUUAUUGCCAUCUCAUCCUUUGUGUGUCAACAUGAGUUGUGGAAAAAGUUUCAGUCAGAGGAGCAGUCUUUAUGUACAUCAACGGAUCCACACAGGAGAGAAACCACAUAGGAGCAACCUUUAUGUACAUCAAAGGAUCCACACAGGAGAAAAACUGCAUAACUGCCUGGGGUGUGGAAAGAGCUUCAGUGAGAGGGGACAUCUUUAUGAGAAACUCUAUGAAUGCCUGGAAUGUGGAAGGAGCUUCAACAGGGCAGGAACUCUUUAUAAUCAAACCAUUCACACAGGAGAAAAACCAUAUGUCUGGAGUUUGGAAG